This is a messenger RNA of Nasonia vitripennis (jewel wasp), 2092 nucleotides long. Its product is annotated as glucose dehydrogenase [FAD, quinone]. The transcript has 2 exons. Gene Ontology annotation, molecular function: oxidoreductase activity, acting on CH-OH group of donors; flavin adenine dinucleotide binding. NCBI's taxonomy places the organism in Eukaryota, Metazoa, Arthropoda, Insecta, Hymenoptera, Pteromalidae. The coding region runs from base 97 to 2028 and encodes 643 amino acids. The record is from RefSeq and is a predicted model, not a curated record.
CAUUUUUUUCAAUGCCGAUAGUCUUCAGUGUGCUUGGUAGACUUCCGAGCGCAAACUGUAUAUAAUAAAAGUCGUAUACUAUACAUUUAAAUCAAAAUGAAAAGUGUGCAUAGACCGUUGCGUUUCGCGCUUCUCUUUCUCUUGAUCAUCCCCUCGUCCAUGGGGCUCGUAGAAGAACUCACAAAAGACGCAGUGGACACCGUAGUGACGCUCGUGACCAAUGUUUACAACAUAAUAACUGGCGGAGCGUUGUUCAUCAAAGAGGACCUAUACCUCACCAGCGAGAAGGAACUCGACGACACGACCCCCUCCAUUGGCCAAGAGUACGACUUCGUGAUCAUUGGGGCAGGAACCGCAGGCUCUGUGAUGGCAAACAGACUGAGCGAAAUACCAAACGUCACGGUUCUUCUGGUUGAGGCUGGACCGAAGGAGAAUCUCAUCGAGGACAUACCUCUGCUCGCUCCGUUCUUGCAGUUCUCCGAUUCCAUCAACUACAAGUAUCAGACAGAGCCCUCGGAUGACUACUGCCGAGGGAUGACGAACAACCAGUGCAGCUGGCCCAGAGGUAAGGUCAUGGGAGGUAGCAGUGUGAUAAACUUGAUGGUCGCCACGAGAGGCAAUCGCGAGGACUACGACAAUUGGGCUGUGCUGGGCAACGUAGGCUGGUCCUUCAACGACCUCUUCAACUACUUCAAAAAGCUGGAGAACUUCAAUUGUACACCGGUCGAGAAAGCUUAUCACGGGUUCGACGGACCGAUGCACAUUGAAAACGUACCGUAUCGUACGAAAAUCAGCGAGGCUUAUCUCGAGGCCACCGAAGAGAUGGGAUUUCCGACUAUCGAUUACGAUGGGCAGGAGCAGAUAGGAUUCGCGUACACCCACGCGACCGUAAACAAUGGGGAGAGAUGGUCCAUUAACAGAGGUUACCUGUAUCCCAUCCAUGGGCGACCUAAUCUCUUCCUAACGCGAAACACUCGCGCGGAUAAAGUGCUGAUCGAUCCGGACACGAAGAAAGCUUAUGGAGUUUUCUUGAACAAAGAUGGAACGACCAUAGAAGUUCGAGCGAAGAAAGAAGUGAUAGUAUGCACCGGUUCCGUCGACACUCCAAAACUGCUGAUGCUCUCCGGAAUAGGACCAGCCGAUCAGCUGCGAGAAUUGGGGAUUAACGUUUUGCAAGAUUCAAAAGGUGUUGGUGAAAAUCUGAUCGAUCACUUAUCGUACUGGAACCUGAUGUUUACGGUGAACGACUCCGUGACCAUCGUCACUGCGGAUCUUCUCUCCCCAACUAAUCCAGCAGCGGGCGAUUACUUGAAAAAGAGACGAGGACCUUUUACGAUCAGUGGUGGCGGAGAAAUAAUAGGUUUCAUCAACGUCGAUGAUUUGGAAGCUAGAAAAGGAAGUCCCAAUGUGGAAUACUUUCAGGUCACUCCCACCGUUGGCUCCGAUUAUUUCUUUCACGAUAUCUUGAAUAUAGAUGACGAUCAUUACAAGACAACGUAUAAAAGUCUGUUGAACAAGCAAUCCUUUAUGAUUAUAGUCAUUUUGCUGUCGCCCAAGAGUAGAGGAAAAAUAACGUUGAAAAGCAAAGAUCCGGGAGCAAAGCCACAGAUAUACCCGAAUUACUUGAGCGACGCGGACGACGUCAGAGUAAUGACAAAAGGAAUCAGAUAUGCGAUCGAAUUGUCCAAGGCCGAAGCGCUGCAAAAGUACAACUCCACUUUGGUCGAGAAUCGGAUUCUCGGGUGCGAGAAGCUGGAAAUGUAUUCGGAUGAAUAUUGGGACUGCGCUUUGAGAACUUUUGGAACGACCACUUACCACCCGGUUGGCACCAGCAAGAUGGGGCCCGUCGACGAUCCUAUGGCUGUGGUCGAUUCAAGACUGAAGGUCUACGGCAUUGAUAGUCUGAGAGUCGUCGAUGCAUCGAUCAUGCCGACGAUCAUUUCCGGGCAUCUGAACGUUCCGGUGAUGGCCAUCGCUGAAAAAGCUGCCGAUAUGGUUAAAGAGGAUUGGGGAUACGCUACGGAUUGAAACACGCACAGACUUGUAUCGGUAACCCUUUUUACAGUCUAAUAAAGCUAAGCUGCCAAAUUCA